UGGAGACCAGGCUGGCCUCGAACUAACAGAGAUCCGCCUGCCUCUGCCUCCCGAGUCUGGGAUUAAAGGCGUGCGCCACCAAGAGCCCAGCUAAGCCUUGCACUUUUCAAGGACCCUGUAUCCAUGCUGGCCUGUCUUUUAGGACGAGCCUGUACAGCGGGAGACACCUGACCUUUCUCAGGCUGAGACUGAGCAGAAGAUCAAGGAUUACAAUGGCCAAAUCAACAGCAACCUUUUCAUGAGCCUGAACAAGGAUGGCUCCUACACAGGCUUCAUCAAGGUUCAGCUGAAACUGGUACGUCCUGUCUCAGUGCCUUCCAGCAAGAAACCGCCUUCUUUACAGGACGCCCGGCGGGGCCCAGGGCGGAGCACAGCUGUGAGGCGCCGCACCUCCUUUUACUUGCCUAAGGAUGCUAUUAAGCACUUGCAUGUUCUGUCACGAACACGGGCACGUGAGGUCAUUGAGGCCCUGCUGCGCAAGUUCAUGGUAGUGGAUGAUCCUCGCAAGUUUGCGCUCUUUGAGCGAACAGAGCGUCAUGGCCAAGUGUACUUCCGGAAACUGUCAGAUGAUGAGCAGCCCUUGAAGCUACGGCUUCUUGCAGGGCCUAGUGAGAAGGCCCUGAGCUUUGUCUUAAAAGAGAAUGACUCUGGGGAGGUGAAUUGGGAUGCCUUCAGCAUGCCUGAACUGCACAAUUUCCUACGCAUCCUGCAGCGGGAAGAAGAGGAACACCUCCGACAGAUCCUGCAGAAGUACUCUCGUUGCCGCCAGAAGAUUCAGGAAGCCUUGCACGCCUGUCCUUUGGGGUGACCUUUUGUGUCCCUGGGUGGCAGGAGGAAAAUAGGCAAUGCGAAGGGCGUGCCGUGUGAGUGUGAGCGGGCCCGUGAGGCCUGAGGAGUGUGUGUGUGUGGAGGUGGUCCUCUACUAAAGGGACUGAGCCCAGAGAAGAGUGAAGGAGCUGGCCCUCUCCAGUGGAUAUAACGGGGCAUGGCUUUGCAUCCCUCUGCCCCUUAUAUACUGGGUCGUACUCUGGGUAGCUGUUCCAGGCUUUCAUCAGGGUGUCAGCUGUGAAAAGCUUAAGAGACUCCAGAAGCAGAACGAGGUUCUGUUUGCAGGGGUGAGGACCCGUAUCUAUGGGGUCAUGAUUAAGUCUCAGGAUAGCCCAGUCAGAGCCAAGGAUAACUGCUCAGAAUAAUGCAGACAUAAGGUAGAGUCUGUUUCCCUCUUACAGUGCCUUAUGACUUACACAUAUACCCUGAGGUCAGGGAGGGCUGGCAAGUGCAGCUACAAUCAGUGCCUCCUCUAAGGAAGAUGUUGCUGGACCAGACCCACUUCUUGAUUGCCAAAGCCAGAGUCUCCCUCAGAUACUUUUGAUCGAAGUGUAUGAAUGUAUGAAAUGCUUUGUGGCCUCAACUGAAUGCCUCCUGUGGGGAAAGGGAUGGGGGUGUGACAGUCAUCAUCAGGGCCUGAGACCUGAGAGGAUUGGCUGAAUAAAGAUUUAAGAACUUUC
Cricetulus griseus (Chinese hamster) is the source of this 1508-nucleotide messenger RNA. Lineage: Eukaryota; Metazoa; Chordata; Mammalia; Rodentia; Cricetidae. The record is from RefSeq and is a predicted model, not a curated record.